AUGAAAACUCCACUACUUCCAUGGCUUUUCUUGAUAUCUUUUCUGAGUAUAAUAUGUGGCUUCAACAUCUCAUUGGUGGAAACUCAAUGCAUGAGUGAUCAGAAAACGUUGUUGUUGCAGUUGCGGAGUAGCCUCAAGUUCGACUCAACAUUUUCAACCAAGCUUGUGAACUGGAAUACGAACACACACGACUGUUGUUACUGGCCUGGCGUCGAGUGUGAUGAUUCAGGUCAUGUUAUCAGUUUGAUUCUUGACAAUGAAUCCAUUACACUAGAUGGUAUUCAGAACUCAAGUACUCUGUUCAGUCUUCAAUACCUUGAGAGGCUAAAUUUGGCUUUCAACACCUUCAACUCAACUCCAUUAUUUCCAGUUCAGAUUUAUAAUCUUACCAACUUGACAUAUCUUAAUCUGUCAAAUACUGGUUUUGGAGGGCAGAUUCCGAAUGGGAUAUCAAGGCUGACAAGGUUAGUUACUCUUGACCUCUCAGUCCUCUUCCCAAUAGGUCCACCACUUAGACUUGAGAAUCCAAAUCUAAAGCAAUUCUUUGAGAACUCUAUACAACUCAGAGAACUUUAUCUUGAUGGUGUUGAUCUUUCUGCUCAAAGGAGUGAAUGGUGUCAGGCCUUGUCUUCAUCUCUGCCUAAUUUAAGAGUGUUGAGCUUGCAAAACUGUAGAGUUUCAGGUCCAAUUCAUCCUUCCCUUUUGAAACUUCGUUUCCUUUCUGAAAUUUAUCUGGAUAAGAAUGAUUUUUCCAGUACAGUUCCAAAAUUCUUUGCAAAUUUCUUGAACCUGAAAACCUUAAGCCUCAGUGCCUGUAAUCUGCAGGGAGCAUUUCUAAGAGAGAUAUUUCAGUUACAAGGUUUACAGGAAUUGAUUUUGGCAAACAAUCAGAAUCUUAGUGGCAGUUUCCCAUCAUUUCCCAAGAAUGGAUCACUUGAGAUGAUUUCAGUAGCUUACACUCAAUUUUCUGGUUCGUUGCCAGCAUCCAUUAGUAAUCUUAGCAACUUGUCCUGGAUAGAUCUCUCUUUCUGUAAAUUCAGUGGAUCAAUUCCCUCUACAAUGGCAACACUUAAAAAUCUUAUUUAUGUUGACUUCUCAUUUAACAAUUUCACUGGCCCAAUCCCACUUUUCCGAUUGUCAAAGAACCUUUCCCACAUAGACUUCUCUGUUAAUAGCCUGACAGGUCCACUUUCUUCAGAACAUUUUGGAGGUCUUUCAAAAAUUGUGGAUAUAUAUUUAGAGUCAAAUUUUAUCUCUGGAAGAAUUCCCUCAUCUCUUUUUUCACAUCCAUCAUUGCAGAAACUUGUGCUUUCCAACAAUUCAUUUGACGGGGAAGUUGAUGAAUACCUGAAUGUAUCUGCCUCUCAAUUGGAAACACUGGACUUGAGUUUUAACCAUCUAAAUGGGUCAAUUCCAGAGUACUUCUUUGAACUUCCCAAUCUAAGAGUACUAAUACUUUCUUCCAACUCGUUCAGUGGAAGGGUAGGAUUUGAAAGUCUCCAAAAGCUCAAGAACCUCACAAGACUUGAACUUUCUCACAACAAUUUGUCAGUUGACAUAAGUAGUGGUAGUUUAACAUCCUCAUUCUUACCCCAAAUUUCAGUAUUGAAAAUGGCUUCUUGUCGAUUACAAAAGUUUCCAAAUCUCAGAACUCAUUCAAGUAUUAUCAUUUUAGACCUAUCAGACAAUGAAAUUAGAGGGGAAAUACCAAACUGGAUAUGGAAUGUGGGUAAUGGAAGUCUGGAUCAUCUCAAUCUUUCCUGCAAUUUCUUAGAUGGUCUAGAAAAGCCUUACACAAUUCCAAGUACUCUUGUAGUACUGGACUUGCACUCAAAUCAACUGCAAGGCCAACUUCCCAUUGGAGUAGUCCCAUCCCAGGUCCAGGAUGCUGCAUAUCUUGAUUACUCAAACAAUUUUUUUAAUGGUUCCAUCCCAUUUGAUCUUGGAAGUUAUGCUCCAUUUGCUUCUUUCUUGUCUCUUUCAAAUAAUAGCUUCACUGGGGCAAUUCCUGAAUCCAUAUGCAAUGCAAGCUAUCUACAAGUUCUUGAUUUAUCCAAUAAUAAACUGAAUGGCAUACUUCCAUCCUGUCUAUUCAACAUUACUGGGAUUGAGACUCUUGGACUUGGAGUACUAAACCUUGGGAAAAACCAAAUCACCGGUAACAUACCUGAUUCGUUUCCAAGUAAUUGUGCUCUAAAAACUUUAGACCUCGGCAGGAAUGUCUUAGAAGGGAGGAUUCCUAGUUCUCUAAUCAAUUGCUCAUCCUUAGAAGUUCUAAAUUUAGGGAGUAACAAAUUUGUAGAUACCUUUCCAUGCCCAUUGCAGAAUUUAUCAAGCAUGCGGGUGCUAAUCUUGCGAUCCAAUGGAUUCAAUGGCGACCUUCAUUGUGUUAAUGCCAACCAUAUGUGGCCAAAUCUUCAGAUUAUUGAUAUUGCUUCCAAUAAUUUCACUGGAGAACUCUCCCCAAAGUUGUUAAAUUGGAAAGGAAUGACUGUUGAUGAAGAUAAUACUGCGCAAUCUAGGGGUAACAUCAGGUUUGACUUCUUGAGACUCAAUGACUUCUACUACCAAGAUAAAGUAUUGUUAACCGUGAAGGGGGUUGAGAUGGAACUGGUGAAAAUUCUCAGAGUCUUUACAUCUAUUGAUUUCUCAAGCAAUAAUUUCCAUGGAAUUAUACCAAAUACCAUUGGAGCUCUCACAUCACUUUACUUUCUCAACCUAUCACACAAUGCUCUCACAGGGAAUAUCCCUAAAGCAAUCGGAAAUCUUAAAAGGAUUGAAUCCUUAGACCUUUCAGCAAACCAUCUAGAUGGAGAGAUCCCGGCACAGCUCGCGAAACUCACAUUCCUUUCUGUUUUGAAUUUAUCAUUCAACAGACUUUCUGGUAUGAUUCCAACCGGCAAUCAACUUAAUACAUUUGGACCAGAUUCCUACCUAGGGAAUCAACAACUCUACGGUUUUCCUCUCUCAAAAAGUUGCAAACCUCCAACAAGUUCCCGUGGCGGCAAAUCUGAGAUAGAAUUGGGUGGUGGCCAACUUGAGAUCAAAUGGGAAUAUGUAACUUCUGCUUUGGGAUNAAAUCAAUCAAGUUUGAUCCAUUUAGACCUGUCAGACAAUGAAAUUAGAGGGGAAAUACCAAACUAG
Molecule: messenger RNA, 3144 nt
Organism: Ipomoea triloba (trilobed morning glory)
Lineage: Eukaryota; Viridiplantae; Streptophyta; Magnoliopsida; Solanales; Convolvulaceae
Product: receptor-like protein 7
Exons: 1
Coding region: 1-3144 (1047 amino acids)
Molecular function (GO): protein binding
Source: RefSeq, a predicted model, not a curated record